Molecule: messenger RNA, 1119 nt
Organism: Nematocida ausubeli
Lineage: Eukaryota; Fungi; Microsporidia
Exons: 1
Coding region: 1-1119 (372 amino acids)
Biological process (GO): proton transmembrane transport
Cellular component (GO): vacuolar proton-transporting V-type ATPase, V1 domain
Molecular function (GO): proton-transporting ATPase activity, rotational mechanism
Source: RefSeq, a predicted model, not a curated record
AUGCACAUAUUUGUUUCGUUUCCAGUCGAUGAGCAUGCCAAUGAAGAGUUUCUUCUGCUGAAUGUCCGGAAGGGUCUUGGAUCCUUGGGGAAAGACUGCGAUCUGCUGACCUUCCCUAAGAUGGAAAGUGACUCAAUUGACUGUCUCUUUGACUCGGAGGAGAGGAUUGUCGCAAUUGAGAAUCUCCUGGAGGACAUAAUUAGAAAGUAUAGCGUGUCCUACCAUGCGCUGACAGGAAGAAUCCUUGUUGACAGCAUUGUGCUUGGAAAGUCCUUUGACCACUUUCUUAAGUCCUUCCAGUGGGACUGCGUGAAAUACCCUCUCACCCUCAAAACCCCAGAGCUUCUCUCUAUAAUAGAGAGUGAAAUGAUGGAGGCCAUGGAGGCUCUGAAAGAGAAGGAAAAAAUGUAUGCAGAAGAAAAGAAGCAGCAUGCCCAGAAGACAACGGCAAAACCAAGAAUGCAUGAUGUAGACAUAGAUGAGCUAGAGCACAUGAGCACCAGUGAGGAGGCAUGUGCAUCUUUCUUUAAGAAGUACUACAUUGGCGUAUACGAUAGAUUAAGAGACAGAGACAUAGAAAUACUGUCCAGCAUAAACGGGCUGUUCAUAGAGUCUGGGAAGCUUGUCCAAACAUGCGAAGACGGCGAGAUAUACGAGUCACUCGGGCGGUGCGACUGCGAGGAGGAAAUCACGCGCAGUUUGGAGGCCAAUGGCUACAUUUCCAGAAAGUCCAAGCUUACGAAAGAGCAGUACAUGCACCAAAAAGAAGAAAGAAAGGAAAGCGCAGUUCAUCUAAAAGAGACAGAGUGCGAGUAUGAAAGGCUCAUACUUGGCCGCCUUCCUUCUUUGUACACGCUGUUUAUCCAUAUCAAGCACCUAAGCCUGUAUAUUGAGUCUGUGCUCAGAUACGGCCUGCCCUGCACCUUCUGCUUUUUCACACUUGAGAGCAAGCACGGCGGCAAGAUGAUACAAAAAUGGAAGAAGCUGGCGGCCACUUGGAAAUAUUCCAAAAGAAUGGCCGUAGUGGAGAAAACAUCUAUUUCAGAAGGAAAUGAGGCUUUGCAUGACUUUGUUUACAAAAUGAUUGGAGACUUCAAUCUAGAAGAGAUUAAAGAAUAA